AUGACAGUCAACGGAAGCAGCAUGAUUUUGCCAAUAUUACUUUCCUGCAUACUGCUUUACCCCAUACUUCAGCCCAUAUACUCUUAUUUCCGAGAUGCGCGUGGGCUUCGACAGUUUCCUUCUCCAUCGUAUGCUGGGUUGUCGAGUCUCUGGCGCAUCGGACAUGCAAUUCGGAAGAAACACUAUCUUGCUGUUCACAAUGCCCACAAGGCACUUGGCACGCAUGUGCGCAUUGCCCCCAACCACAUUUCUAUAUGUGACCCGACCGCGAUGAAUGAAAUCUACGGGCAUGGCGCAAAUCUACUGAAAGAGGGAUGGUAUGACGGCGGAGCGCGGACCUACCGUAACAUGGGUGAUACUCGCGACAAGGCUGAACAUCAAAGCAAGAGGAAGAAAUUCGCCCACGUCUUUGCGCAAAAAACCAUCGUCGGUCUGGAACCAAUGGUCCACAGCAUGGUGCAAACUCUGAACUCCGAGAUCGACAAAAGAGCGGCGUACGGCGAGACCAUUAACAUGCGCCGCUACCUGAACUAUUUCACCAUCGACCUCAUCUCCAAGUUGCUCUUCGGGGAGUCGUUGGGGUGCAUGAUUCGAGGCAACGACACUGUAGCGGCCGAGACGAAAGAUGGCAAGGUGUACGAGACCGCCUUGAUCGAAGCGCUUCAUCGGUCCAUGAGCGUCAACACCUGUCUAGGCAUGGAGGCGCCGCUACUACCGUACACCACGCGCCUCUUCGCCUGGCAUCCCUAUAGGCGUGCUGGGUCCCGGUUUGAAGACAUCGUGUAUCACAACACCAUGAAGCGGCUGCGCAAGACCGAGGAACAAGAUGACUUCUUUGCCAAGCUCCUGGUCAACAACAAAGGGGAGGAGCUCAACUUGGAACUCGGCGAGAUCCUGGCUGAAAGCGGUGUCAUCAUGAAUGCCGGAAGCGAUACGACGACCUCUGCGCUUACAAGCACGGUCUUUCUGCUGUACAAGCAUCCUCGGGUACUGGCAAAGCUUCGUGAAGAGCUCGACGCCAACCUUGGCGACGUCGCCAUACCAACAUACGAAGCAGUUGCUAACCUGACAUACCUCCGUGCGUGCGUUGAGGAGUCUCUUCGCCUUCGGCCAGCUCAGUCCAUUGGACUACCACGCACAGUUCCUCCCGGCGGUCGUACGAUCGCCGGCCGUUUCAUCCAAGAGGGCGUUGCCGUCUCGGUUCCGACAUAUACCUUGCUUCGCGACCCUCGAGCGUUUGAGAAGCCGGAAACUUACAAUCCGGAUCGUUGGCUGACAGGCGACAGAGCCACAAUGGCACGGUAUCAUCUGCCCUUCAGCGUGGGCCCCCGAGCUUGUAUCGGGCGAAACAUUGCCUACUUUGAGCAGCUCAUCGUGAUUGCGAAUCUCGUGAAGAACUAUGAUUUCGAACUGCCAUCCAGCGACUUUGAACUGGAAAACAUUGAGCGCCUCAAUUCCAAUCCUGGAGAGUUGCCGAUGAGAGUCAGAAGGAGGACGAACGGCGUGUGA
Molecule: messenger RNA, 1509 nt
Organism: Exophiala oligosperma
Lineage: Eukaryota; Fungi; Ascomycota; Eurotiomycetes; Chaetothyriales; Herpotrichiellaceae
Exons: 2
Coding region: 1-1509 (502 amino acids)
Molecular function (GO): heme binding; iron ion binding; oxidoreductase activity, acting on paired donors, with incorporation or reduction of molecular oxygen
Source: RefSeq, a predicted model, not a curated record